GGAAACGCUCGUAAAAUGUUUACUUCAUGUUUUUACCGUCAGUUAGGCAUUUGGGACAUCGAGUCAGUGUGAAAUAUAGCAGAACACCGAAUACUGACACGGCACAUCACGUUAUACAGUCUGCAAUGUGCAUGACGACACGGCAAACAGCAGCGGGCUUCCUGAUAAGUUUCGAUUUCCAUCCUAUAUAAACUGCCGAAGCUGUUGUGAGAAUCAGUUGGGUGUUGGAGCUGCGAGCCUUCAGACAUGAAGAAGAAGAAGCUGUUGACCGUGGUUGGGGUUACAGCAGGUGCAGCCUCUGCAGUGUUGCUGGCUCCUGUUGCUCUCACAGCAGCUGGUUUCACCUCCGCAGGCAUCGCUGCCGGUUCACUAGCCGCCAGCAUGAUGUCCUCAGCUGCCAUAGCCAACGGGGGCGGAGUCGCUGCCGGCAGUUUGGUGGCUGUUCUUCAGUCAGCAGGUGCUGCAGGCCUGACGGCAGGUAUGACAGCAGCUGUAGGAUCUGUAGGUGCAGCGGUGGGUGGAGUAACUGGAUGGCUGUUUGGACGUGACAACAAGCCACAAAAACCUCCUUCCUCUCUCCCUCCAGACCACAAGAGUGAAUCUUCUUCUAGUGACGAUGAGGAUGACGAAGAAGGUCUUAUCAGCUGGUCUCCUUCUACAGAGCUGCAGAAGUGAUAUACAGAGUCUCACGAUGAAACCUUUCGUGCUUUUGUGCACCACAACACAUUUGGGCUCUUCAUUUUGUAGUAUUGUCUGUCAAAAUAAACUCUGAACCUUUAA
Pygocentrus nattereri (red-bellied piranha) is the source of this 780-nucleotide messenger RNA. Its product is annotated as interferon alpha-inducible protein 27-like protein 2A. Gene Ontology annotation, cellular component: mitochondrion; membrane. Gene Ontology annotation, biological process: apoptotic signaling pathway. The transcript is spliced from 4 exons. Lineage: Eukaryota; Metazoa; Chordata; Actinopteri; Characiformes; Serrasalmidae. The record is from RefSeq and is a predicted model, not a curated record. The coding region runs from base 247 to 675 and encodes 142 amino acids.